GCGUGCUGUAGCCCUGCUGUGCAGUUCUCUCAGCCCUCUGUUGUAGCACCAAAAGGGAGGAGGAGCCACCAGCGCACACGCGCAUACUCACACAAGGCACACACACUCUCACAUCAUCUCUUCUGCACGCUCACUGUAAGCACCAGCAAGCCAGCCAGCCAGCCAGCCAGCCAGCCAGCCAGCCAGCCAGGCCCGUUUGGAGCAGGGGAGCCCAGCCGUCUCAUCGCCCAAGAUGGAUGUACUGAUGAAGGGGUUCUCCAUGGCCAAGGAGGGGGUGGUGGCCGCCGCAGAGAAGACCAAAGCCGGCAUGGAGGAGGCAGCAGCCAAAACCAAGGAAGGGGUGAUGUAUGUAGGCAGUAAGACAAAGGAGGGAGUUGUGUCAUCAGUAAACACAGUGGCCAACAGGACUGUGGACCAGGCCAACAUCGUUGGAGACGCAGCGGUUGCUGGGGCCAAUGAAGUGUCACAGGGAACCGUGGAAGGGGUCGAGAACGUCGCCGCAUCAACCGGGCUGGUCAGCCAGGAGGAGCCUGUAUACGAGGUGCAUAUUGGACAGAGCAGUGUGGGGUCAUAG
Messenger RNA from Epinephelus moara (kelp grouper), 574 nucleotides. RefSeq names its product synuclein, gamma b (breast cancer-specific protein 1) (gene sncgb). The transcript is spliced from 4 exons. Gene Ontology annotation, biological process: synapse organization; synaptic vesicle endocytosis; chemical synaptic transmission. Gene Ontology annotation, cellular component: axon terminus; neuronal cell body; cytoplasm. NCBI's taxonomy places the organism in Eukaryota, Metazoa, Chordata, Actinopteri, Perciformes, Serranidae. Gene Ontology annotation, molecular function: cuprous ion binding. The coding region runs from base 233 to 574 and encodes 113 amino acids. The record is from RefSeq and is a predicted model, not a curated record.